Molecule: messenger RNA, 1869 nt
Organism: Sclerotinia borealis F-4128
Lineage: Eukaryota; Fungi; Ascomycota; Leotiomycetes; Helotiales; Sclerotiniaceae
Source: the annotation of a GenBank genome assembly
AUGUGUGGUAUUUACGCGUCAAUAUCCACGCGAGGAUUGCAAAGUCCGAGUCAUGCUCUGAAACACUUUCUUUGCAACAGAGGUCCUGAUCACAUAGGUUCGACACAAACAAAUUUCACUUCCAGUGAUGGAACAACAUACUUUUUGUCAUUUGUAUCAACAGUCUUGGCUUUGAGGGGAGAUCACAUCACCCCACAGCCAUUUGAUGGUUCAACUGUUGUUGACGCGUCUGCCUCUAAUUGCGGCUCAAUCCUCUGCUGGAAUGGUGAGGCAUGGAAGGUUGGUGGCGAGCUUGUUAAUGGUAAUGAUGGCCAAGUCAUAUAUGUCAUGCUCGUAAAUGCUAUUUCAUUAGCUAGCUCGGCCUCAGAUGCGACACUUGCUGUGGUUAAGAUCUUACGAAGCAUUUCUGGGCCAUUUGCAUUUGUCUUCUGGGAUAAUAUUCAUGGUGCUAUAUACUGUGGUCGAGAUCGCCUUGGGCGCAGAUCUCUUCUUUACAAUGUUGAUAACAAGUCCGAAGAUUUGGGAGAAUCUGAAUAUAUAGAGUUUGCUAGUACCUCAGAUCCCGCCAAAGGCAAUUGGAAAGAAAUAGAAGCAGAUGGCAUCUACAAAUUUUCCUGUAGUGAUAAGAGUAUCUUUUCUUUUUCAAUCCCGGGUUCACAGAAUCUCCCUCUCUCAGCAUCACCAUUGUCAUAUCAAAGAUAUGAAUGGGAGGAUUCCGAGGCCGAAUCAUCGGCUCCUUCACUUGGCAAGUUUAACAGAACUGUCGAAGACGAAAGUCAUAUCCUCAGCCUUGAUUCCCCAUCAGUGAUGACAUUACGGCAUCAUCUAUGUGAGUCUCUGAAACCCAGGGUUUUGACAAUUCCUACUCCUCCAAGUAUAGGUCACUCUCACAAUGUCAGGCUGGCGAUUCUAUUCUCUGGUGGACUUGAUUGCACGGUCUUGGCAAGACUGGCACAUGAUUUGCUCCCACCAGACCAAGAGAUUGAUCUUCUCAAUGUUGCCUUUGAGAACCCUCGUGUUAUUAAAGCUGCACAGACCGGACCGCGACUGAAGAAAGGUGCACAACCUCCGCCUCCGGAUUCAACCCAAACGUUGGGCAACAAAGUUUCCCCGUAUGAGCUCUGUCCUGAUAGAGAAACGGGGAGGAAAGCUCAUCUAGAGCUUCAAACUGUUUGUCCUGGCCGAAAAUGGCGAUUUGUUGCAGUGAGUCGAAAAUCCAAUUUACGUCAACAUCCGAGAGCUGAAUUGAAGCAGAUAAACAUCCCAUACACGGAGACAAUGGAGCACAGAGCUAAAAUAGUAGACUUGAUCCAUCCACAUAAUACCGAAAUGGAUCUAUCAAUAGCAUUCGCCUUAUACUUUGCGUCUCGCGGUGUCGGUCUAGCAUCACCAAACAUUUAUACAGAAGAAAUUCUAUACACAACACCCGCACGUGUUCUUCUAUCCGGACUGGGCGCAGAUGAGUUGUUUGGUGGCUAUACACGUCACGCAACAGCAUUCAAUCGAAAUGGCUUUUCAGCCCUUCUAGACGAGCUAGAGUUAGAUGUUAGCAGACUCGGCCAACGAAAUCUCGGUCGAGAUGAUCGUGUAAUUUCGCAUUGGGGUCGAGAAGCUCGUUUCCCUUACUUGGAUGAAGAUUUGGUUAAAUGGGCUGUGGAGUCUCCUAUAUGGGAUAAAUGCGGCUUUACAUCUGAAUCACGAGAUCCCGAGUCGCCGGAUAUAGAACCGGGUAAGAAAGUGUUACGACUUCUAGCUUAUGAUUUGGGUAUGAAGUCAGUUGCUACUGAGAAGAAACGUGCUAUACAAUUUGGGGCUCGAACCGCCAAAAUGGAAAUUGGACGAACGAAAGGAACGACAUUAAUUUCAUAA